Messenger RNA from Myripristis murdjan (pinecone soldierfish), 4737 nucleotides. RefSeq names its product ribosomal protein S6 kinase a, polypeptide 1 (gene rps6ka1). The transcript has 22 exons. NCBI's taxonomy places the organism in Eukaryota, Metazoa, Chordata, Actinopteri, Holocentriformes, Holocentridae. The record is from RefSeq and is a predicted model, not a curated record. Gene Ontology annotation, molecular function: magnesium ion binding; ATP binding; protein serine/threonine kinase activity. Bases 596 to 2803 code for a protein of 735 amino acids. Gene Ontology annotation, biological process: protein phosphorylation; intracellular signal transduction.
GGUUGGUGCCUUCUCGUACUACAGAGCCACACUGAGGUCUUUGCGCACAUCGCUACAUUGGGAAUCUGGUGGACAGAGCCGAGUCUCCCCCCCCGCUCACUGCCCGAUAGAAAUCACAGCCAGGAAAGGAAACGCAAGAUUUGAUACGCCGUCGAUUGCAAAGACAGCAGGGACUCUGGUUUAUUCCCCGUGGUGGCAUUAGCUCGCUGCACGGCACUAUCAAGACAGCUUGGACUGCGCUCCCUUCCCUCUCCUGUCAGAGCUUAGUAGCCAACGCGCGUACUUGUCAAAACGGGCUUUAUUUGUGUUUGCUCUCAGCUGGAUUACCAUUUCCAUCAAAUAUCUUGAAGUUGGCAGCCGGCGGCGACGUUUCCCCAAGGGCUUACAAUUGUUUGUAAACCCCCUCGUUGCGCUUGCUACACGCGUCUCCUUCAUUGAGCAGAUACUCAAGUGCUUGUAAAUCUUCUGGACUUGGACUUGGGACCCCAGAAGGAGCUUCGGUGCUGCACCUGACAGGAGCGGCUCCAAGGAAUCUGGCGACAAGAAACUCGUAUCCUGCUUCCGAAGCUGAGGGGAAACUCAAAAUCCUGCAGAAAUGCCUCUUGCACAGAUCGCGGAGCCAUGGCCCACAAUGGAACUAGUGCAGCUAGAAACAGAGAACGGGCAGAGCACUGCUGAGGAUGGAGUCACGCCUGCUGUCAAGGAGGAUGCAGACAUCAAGGAGAUCAACAUCACCCAUGUGGUUAAAGAGGGUUCAGAGAAGGCUGACGCCUCCCAGUUUGAACUCCUCAAAGUCUUGGGACAGGGAUCUUUUGGCAAGGUGUUCUUGGUGCGAAAGGUGACGCCUCCUGAUGCCAACCAGCUCUAUGCCAUGAAGGUCCUCAAAAAGGCCACGCUCAAAGUGAGAGACCGAGUGAGGACAAAAAUGGAGAGAGACAUCCUGGCAGACGUUAACCACCCAUUUGUUGUCAAACUUCACUAUGCAUUUCAGACAGAGGGGAAGUUGUACCUGAUCCUGGACUUCCUCAGAGGCGGUGAUCUCUUCACUAGACUGUCUAAAGAGGUGAUGUUCACAGAGGAGGAUGUGAAGUUUUACCUGGCAGAGCUGGCACUGGGACUGGACCACCUGCACGGCCUGGGCAUCAUUUACAGAGACCUCAAACCUGAAAACAUUCUACUUGAUGAGGAGGGUCAUAUCAAACUCACUGACUUUGGCUUAUGUAAAGAAGCGAUUGACCAUGAGAAGAAGGCCUACUCGUUCUGUGGCACUGUGGAGUACAUGGCACCGGAGGUGGUUAACAGGCAGGGACACAUCCACAGCGCAGACUGGUGGUCAUUUGGAGUACUAAUGUUUGAGAUGUUGACAGGAGCGCUGCCAUUCCAAGGGAAGGACCGUAAAGAAACUAUGAACCUGAUUCUGAAGGCUCGUCUGGGAAUGCCUCAGUUUCUGAGUGCCGAGGCUCAGUCUCUGCUCAGGGCUUUGUUCAAGAGGAACCCUUCCAACAGGCUGGGGUCUGGAGCUGACGGUGCGGAGGAGAUCAAACGACACUGCUUCUUCUCCACCAUAGACUGGAAUAAACUCUUCCGUAAAGAGAUAAAGCCGCCAUUCAGGCCGGCCGUGGCUCGUCCCGAUGACACCUUCUACUUUGACUCGGAGUUCACUUCCCGCACCCCAAAAGACUCCCCCGGCGUGCCGCCCAGCGCUGGAGCCCACCAGCUCUUCAGAGGCUUUAGCUUUGUCGCAUCGACGAUGUUAGAGGAGGAGGGCUCAGAGGAAUCACCCCAGGCUCCGCCACACCCAGUGGUCCAGCAGUUACAUGGGAAAAACCUGUUGUUCAGCGAUGGCUACGUGCUAAAGGAAGACAUCGGCAUGGGUUCCUUCUCUGUCUGUAAACGCUGCAUCCACAAAGCCACCAACACAGAAUACGCCGUCAAGAUGAUUGACAAGACCAGUACAGACCCCUCAGAGGAGAUUGAGAUUCUUCUUAGAUAUGGACAGCACCCCAACAUCAUAACACUGAAGGAUGUGUACGACAAUGGGAAGCAGGUGUUCCUGGUGACGGAGCUGAUGCGUGGAGGAGAGCUGCUGGAUCGCAUCCUCAAGCAGAAGUUAUUUUCUGAGCGUGAGGCCAGCGCUGUGCUCCACACCAUCACUAAGACUGUGGAGUACCUCCACUCACAGGGGGUGGUGCACAGAGACCUGAAGCCCAGCAACAUUCUGUAUGUCGAUGAGUCAGGGAAUCCAGAGUCGAUCAGGAUCUGUGACUUUGGCUUCGCCAAGCAGCUGCGUGCCAACAACGGCCUGCUGAUGACUCCAUGCUACACAGCUAACUUCGUAGCUCCUGAGGUGUUGAAGCGUCAAGGCUAUGACGAAGGCUGUGACAUCUGGAGUCUCGGAGUCCUGCUGUACACCAUGCUGGCUGGUUUCACUCCAUUUGCUAACGGACCUGAGGACACUCCAAAUGAGAUCCUGAGUAGGAUAGGCAGUGGCCACUUCAGUCUGACUGGAGGCAACUGGGAUGCCGUGUCUGAUGCUGCCAAGGACCUUGUGUCCAAGAUGCUUCAUGUGGACCCCCAUCAGAGACUGACAGCCAAGCAGGUCCUCAGACACCCCUGGAUCGUCCAGAGAGACCACCUGCCCAACAGUCAGCUCCCACACCAGGACCCCAAACUGGUCAAGGGUGCAAUGGCAGCCACCUACUCCGCCCUGAAGAACUCCCAACCCACUCCUGAGCUCAAGCCCAUCGAGAGCUCCUUCCUAGCCCAGAGACGUGUCAAGAAACUCCCCUCCACUUCCCUGUAGAGACUCAACACAACCAAUCAGCUCACUGGAGACUGACCAAAACCACACCUCCUGGCUCAAACCACCCAGUCAGCUUGCUUGGGGACUCGUGUCCACCUGCUACUACCAGCCAAGGAACAGUGACUGUGGUCCUGCCCCCAUCAUGUGACAUCAGUUGUCCCGCUCUUGCUAUCAUUCUCCUUAUAUGGGCUUGUCACCCCCUGUUAGUCGGCCUCAUUGGACUAGCAAAAUGACAUGAAGGUGGAUGGGGGCACAGAGGGCAAAAAGGGUGCAGGUUUUUGGCAGAUGUGUUAGCGCAAUGUGCGUGCGUGUGUGUUUGUGUGUGUGUAUGUGUGUGUGCGUGCGUGUCACUUGCCACAGAGUCAGUGCGGCCAUGUUUUUGAUAGUGAUAAAGGAAGUGUUUUCUCUCCUCCACAUUGCUGUGAUUGGUUGUCAUUCAGCUUGCUGCACGCCUGUCUGUCUGCCUGUUUUGUCGCCUGUCUCCCUGUUCUUUUUUUCUGACGUUGAUGAGCUUUAUAUUAACCGGUAGUGCUGCCAAAUCCACAGCACUGCCCAGUUGCUGUUAAAUGUUUUGAAAGAGCAUUAUUAACAUGGAUAUUAAAAAAAAAAAAAAAGGACACAUUUCUGCCAUAAAUGCCUCUUUGGUUUUGGUACAGCCAGAAUAUGUGAAUUCUGGAAAAUGUCAAAUGCUGAUGUUUUGGUUUAUGUCGAUCUAUGCUUGUAUUUUGUUUCACAGAGAAUGUGUGUAUGUGUUAGUUGCAUGACUUUGCAGUGUGUGCGCGUGCGUGCGUGUGUGUGUGUGUGUAUGUAUUGUCUUGCGGGAUGCUGCAGGGUCAUGUGCAUGAUCCGUUGCCGUGAUGAUGUCAUGUGGCUUCCUCACCCCCCCUCCCUUCCUUUCACUCUGCAACCUGCUGGCAACCAUUUGAGAUAUGUCUGUUAUUUUUAUUACGUACAAAAAAUAGUAACAUAGGUGGCUUUCUGUGAAAGAAACUUGCCUGAGGAACAUUGUGGCAUGUUAAAUUCUCUAUAUUUUCUUUGUUCUCUUGUUUUCUGUUUUUUUUUUUUUUCCACUGUGUUUCUUGGAUAAUGUAUAUUGAAUGCUGUUUCUCGUGUUUGCUGCUUUCGUUGUUGAUUGUUUUUGUUUGUUUGUUUUUGUUUAUUAUUAUUUUUUGUCCAAAGACAGUGGUGAUUUAAAAUAGUGAAAGACGCUGAGCACAUCACAGAUAAUUAGUCUGCUGAGUUAAUGCCAUACAGUUCUCUUCUUUUGUUUUGUAUGCAUUGUAUUAUUGAGAUGUAAAGGGGGAGGUAAGGCUGACCGUUCUCUUCAUUGAACCGAGCCCUCAGAUGCAUUCUCCCAGGUAAAAUGUCCAUUUGUCAAGUCACUGGUUGUUUCUGUCACUCAGAUCAAUGGGGAAUAUCUUCAAUGGGUCCUGUGUUUGCUUAUCCGGCUCAUUCAUGAUCUUUGAAUUUCUGUUGAUUAGCUGAGUGGUUUUCAUUUCGUUGGCAGAUGUCUCAAUCAAAUCUGAGGCAUCAUUAAUGAUAAAAAAAAAAAAAACUCCCAUUCCUACCCUUUAUGAUUAGUAAAAGAUGUGUCUCAUUGUAAGUAGCUUCAUAGGGUAGGUCCUGCUUUAAGCUUGGUGCCUAGGCCUACAGGUGAAGCAGAAUGUCUUACAUGGAAAACACAUUAAAGCAGACCAAACAGCCAGACUAUACUGUACAUCUGUCGAAGGGAAGGGACCUGUGUGGCUAAAUAAUUGAUGAACCAGCAGUCUCACCUCACAAGGGAUCAGAAUUAUGUAAUUCUUGUUUGGUGGCAAGUCUCCUUCCUUAUGACUACAGUAAAUGCGGACAAAUGAUAAAGAUGUUAUUGUAUCAUAAAGAUGAAGAUUUUUAUAUCUUACAAAUAUUGAAUUAAAAAUCCAGUUGCUAUAUGA